AUGGGAGUAGGAGACGAGAAGAGUUUGGAAGGCAAAUUACAAGGAAUCAAGUAUAGGAACGUUAUUCUAAACAUUAAUCUCUCAAAACACCGAAGGCAACCGGUGAAAAAAACCUCUCACCCGCAAACACAACAUCAGGCAGGUGGCCCUCCGCCUCCUCCUCUCCACCCACUGAAUGGAUGGAGAGAUAGACGAACUUUUGCUCAAGUUAUCUCAAAUACAGCCGCAACACUAGUACAAUCCACUGCUACUAUAAACUUAAACUCACAGACGUGCAUGAAGGAAUGA
This is a messenger RNA of Lactuca virosa, 288 nucleotides long. Lineage: Eukaryota; Viridiplantae; Streptophyta; Magnoliopsida; Asterales; Asteraceae. The record is from the annotation of a GenBank genome assembly.